This is a messenger RNA of Diachasmimorpha longicaudata, 3246 nucleotides long. It is a transcript of the gene eIF3c, whose product is annotated as eukaryotic translation initiation factor 3 subunit C. Gene Ontology annotation, cellular component: eukaryotic translation initiation factor 3 complex. NCBI's taxonomy places the organism in Eukaryota, Metazoa, Arthropoda, Insecta, Hymenoptera, Braconidae. Gene Ontology annotation, biological process: translational initiation. The record is from RefSeq and is a predicted model, not a curated record. Gene Ontology annotation, molecular function: translation initiation factor activity; translation initiation factor binding; RNA binding. The transcript has 6 exons. Bases 380 to 3055 code for a protein of 891 amino acids.
GCAAAGAAGUUCGCGAUUCCGAAGUUAAUUGAAAACAAAUGAUGACAGAACAACGCGACAAAAAUAAUCUAGUGUGCUUCAUUUUUUGAAUGCUGUAAUACAAAAAUUUAUUCCUUUCUAUUGUAAACAAGUAAUCAACUGACUUCAACAUUACUGUGAGUGUUUUUGUCAUUGUGCCAUGAAAUCUUCAUUCAGGAAUAUUCUUUAAGCUCUUCGCCGGCCAAGUACAACUGCCGUCCUGAAGCUCACUGCUAAACGCUAGAAAGCCCUUCUCUUGGCCCCUAUAGACUGCGGCAUUGUUGGUUAGGAAUCAGUAGUGGAUCGUUGACAAUUUCCCCGGAUUAUACUCCUGAAAAAUUGAAAGCAGAAGAAAACCAACAUGAGUAAGUUCUUCACGACGGGUACGGACUCCGAGUCCGACAGCUCAUCCGAGGAGGAGCAGGUACAGAGAGCGCCUGCUGUUACGUAUACCUUCAGUGAUGAAGAGGAAGAAACUAGACGUAUUGUUCGUCCAACAAAAGUCAAACGUUACGAGGAACUUACCAAUCUGAUUAAACUGAUUCGUAAUUACAAGAAGAUCAAGGAUAUGAGCAGUAUGCUGUCAUCAUUCGAAGAUCUCCAACGUGCUUACCAGAAGGCCAUAACAGUAAUAAUGAAGGAGGAAGGAGGUCAAACUCCGCGUUUCUACCUUCGGUGUCUUGUCGAGAUGGAGGAUUUCAUAAAUGAUGUGUGGGAGGAUCGUGAAGGUCGCAAGAACAUGUCAAAGAAUAAUUCCAAAUCUUUGACAUCUCUCCGUCAAAAGUUACGUAAAUACAAUAAAGAUUUCGAAGAGGAAAUUGCAAAAUUCCGUGAGAAUCCGGAUCAGGAGGAUGACGAGGAGGAGGAGAAGCAGGAGGAAUCAGCUGAAUCUGAAGAGGAUGAUGCACCUUCCAUGUUCAAAAAGUCAGAGCCAGCAACAGCAGUAUCAGCAGCACCGGAUACUUCAAAAUUCAAGAAAACCCUAGCAGAUGAUGGUAGCGAGAGCGAGAGUGAUUGGGGUAGUGAUUCUGAUAGCGACAGCUCCAGUAGCGAUGAUGAAGGACAAUACACAAAUAUCCGUGAGCGUUUCAUCAAGAAAGCAACGGACAAGGAUGAAGAUGAGGACAAGGCAAAACGCAAAGAGCAACGUAAAGAGCGUAAAGAAAAGGAGCGUAAGAAAAAACGAGAUGAGGAUGAUGGUGAAGGUGAAUGGGAGACAGUUAAAGGCGGUUUAGUUGUUCCUUCGGAGAAGCCCAAGAUGUUCGCUAAAGAUGCAGAGAUAAACGUACCAGCUGUUAUAAAAAAAUUGUCGGAAGUUAUUGCUGCUCGUGGUAAGAAGAGGACCGACAGAAGAGAACAAAUUGAAUUGCUUCACGAACUUCAAUCGAUUGCUGACACACACAAUCUUAAAGCUGCUGUAGCAGUUAAGAUUAAAUUCUCCAUUGUCUCCGCAAUCUUUGACUACAAUCCCAAAGUUUCGGAUGCCAUGAAGCCAGAGUACUGGACAAAACUUCUCGAAAGAAUUACAGAAAUGUUGGAUAUGCUGUUGGCUACUCCUGAUAUGGUUAUUGCUGAGCACAUAACUGAAGAUUCAGAAGAGUUUGUUAAUCAACCAUUUAAAAUUCAUGGAUGUGUUUUAACACUCGUUGAGAGACUCGACGAAGAAUUCACCAAGUUACUCAAAGAGUGUGAUCCUCACAGCAACGAAUAUGUCGAAAGAUUGAAGGAUGAGAAACAAGUCGCUGGUAUUAUCGACAAGGUUCAAGAAUACUUGGAGCAUCACGGCAGUAAUUCGGAAUUGUGCAGAGUUUAUCUCAGGAAAAUUGAGCAUCUUUACUACAAGUUUGAUCCUAAUGUGCUGAAGCAAAAAGCUGGCGAAAUUCCAAAAGAUGUGUCUACAUCUGUGCAAGUCAUGGAGAAACUGUGCAAAUAUGUUUAUGCAAAUGAUCACACUGAUCGUUUGAGAACUCGUGCAAUUUUAUCCCACAUUUAUCAUCAUGCUCUUCAUGAUAAUUGGUUCCAAGCCAGGGAUCUCGUAUUGAUGUCUCAUUUGCAGGAAACUAUUCAACACUCGGAUCCAUCAACGCAAAUUCUUUACAAUCGUACCAUUGCUCAUCUAGGUCUUUGUGCUUUCCGCCAUGCCAAUAUUAAGGAUGCCCACAACUGUCUUGUUGAUCUCAUGAUGACUGGAAAAGUAAAGGAGCUACUGGCGCAGGGUCUUUUGCCUCAGAGACAGCACGAGCGAAGCAAGGAGCAAGAAAAAAUUGAGAAGCAAAGACAGAUGCCCUUCCACAUGCACAUUAAUCUUGAGCUUUUGGAAUGUGUUUAUUUGGUUUCUGCUAUGCUCAUUGAGAUACCUUACAUGGCCGCUCACGAAUUUGAUGCACGAAGGCGAAUGAUUUCUAAAACAUUCUAUCAACAAUUACGAUCAAGUGAGCGUCAAUCUCUGGUUGGUCCACCUGAGUCGAUGAGGGAACAUGUAGUUGCCGCAGCUAAAGCAAUGCGCAAUGGAAACUGGGCGGCCUGCAACAAUUUUAUAAUUGACGAGAAAAUGAAUGCCAAAGUAUGGGACUUGUUCUAUCAGGCUGAUAAAGUCCGUGACAUGCUUACCAAGUUGAUAAAAGAAGAGGCCUUGAGAACCUACCUCUUCACAUAUUCGCAUGUAUAUGAUUCGAUAUCCAUGCCAACACUUGCUGAAAUGUUCCAACUGAAACGUGGAGUUGUACAUUCUGUCAUCAGUAAAAUGAUUAUUAACGAAGAACUCAUGGCUUCUCUGGACGAUCCAUCGGAGACUGUUGUUAUGCAUCGCAGUGAGCCAAGUCGUUUACAAUCCCUGGCCGUCCAAUUGACCGAUAAAGUUCAAAACUUUGUUGAUUCUAAUGAAAGAGUCUUCGAAAUGAAGCAAGGCAAUUUCUUUUCACGAGGAGGAAAUCAAGGAAACUUCCGGGACCGUCAAAAUUACAAUAGACAAGGCCAGGACUGGAGUCGUCAGAGGCGAGAUCGUGAUCGCAAUCGUGAGGAGAAUCGCAAUUAUUGAAAAGGAAUAGAAAUAAUUGCAAUUCGAUAAACGAGUGGACAACCUAUUGGAGGUUUUUAAAAUGAUCUACUGGGUGAAUAACAAGGAAAAAUUGAAAAAAAAAGAAAAUUGUCACUUUAUACAAACAAUAUUCCAUAACUAUUGUACUUUGAUCAGUAACAUGAAUUAAAUAGUAGAAAUUUUCUCUACAA